AUAACUCAGCCGGCAAAUAUAUUCUUGUCCUCGUGUGUAGCCACUCUCUCACGUAACCCACCUACACUUAGAAUUUUUUCCCCGGAUUUUUAAGUAUUCUUGAUGUUAUUCUGUUUUUUUGUUUUUGUCUGCUUUCAAUGAGAGGUUGAUUCUAUAGCAGUGUUCAAGUUCCCUCUGUGCCCUGGUCCCAAGAAAAGGAGUUCACUCUAAUCUUCCAAAUUCCAAUAUUAAACUAUGGCCGUCCCCAACGUAUGCAUGGUUGCUACGUUUCUCCAUCCUUUUGUCUUUAACUAUCAUAGUCAUCCAUCCAGUGACCAUAAACUUAAACUAGUUCAGCACCAAUUACAGGCCAGCUUGCUUCUAGCAUUCAAAAGCUUAAGCCAUGUUCUACUUCUUCAGAAGAUUAUGCCUUCUUUGUUUCCUCUUGCUAUUCUUUGAUGUUUCACUGUAUUCAUGUGCUUCACUCAAAGAGUUGACUUCAUGCUUGGAUAAUCACAAUAUCAAAAACUUUACCACAUUCCCCUACAAAGAACAUGGGCAAUCCUCUUCCUAUAGUUACUUUAAAAUUCUCAAUUUUUCCAUCCAAAACCUUCGAUUCGCAGAACCCAUGAUUCCUAAGCCAAUAGCCAUUGUACUGCCAGAGAGUUUGGAGCAGCUACAGAAAAGUGUAGCAUGCUGUAGAGAAGGCUCCUUGGCAAUCAGAGUAAGAUGUGGUGGACACAGCUACGAAGGGACUUCGUAUGUUUCUGAUGAUGGCACUCCUUUUGUCAUCAUUGAUAUGAUGAAUCUGAAUCAUGUUUGGGUGGAAAUGGAGUCAGAGACAGCAUGGGUUGAAGGUGGUGCAACACUGGGAGAGACUUACUAUGCAAUCUCUCAGGCAAGCAAUGAACAUGGAUUCUCAGCUGGGUCGUGUCCAACUGUCGGAGUUGGAGGGCACAUUGGUGGAGGUGGAUUUGGGUUGUUGUCUAGAAAGUAUGGUCUUGCAGCAGAUAACGUGGUGGAUGCCCUUCUUGUUGAUGCUGAUGGGAAAUUGUUUGAUCGUGAAAGCAUGGGAGAAGAUGUGUUUUGGGCUAUUAGAGGAGGAGGAGGAGGUCUUUGGGGGAUUGUUUAUGCUUGGAAAAUCCAGGUGUUGAAAGUGCCACAAAUUGUUACUAGUUUCACCGUAUCUAGAACAAGCACAAAAAGUCAUGUUGCCAUGCUAGUGCACAAAUGGCAAUAUGUGGCACCCAACUUGGAAGGUGACUUCUACUUGUCAUGCUUUGUUGGUGCUGGUUUGCCCCAAGCUAAAACUACAGGGUUAUCAACAACAUUUAAUGGCUUCUAUCUCGGUCCUAUGGCUAGUGCCAUAUCCAUCCUAAACCAGGCUUUUCCUGAGUUGGGUUUAGUAGAAGAGGAAUGCAUAGAAAUGAGUUGGAUUCAAUCAGUUGUUUUCUUCUCUGGCCUAAGUGAUGGAGCCUUGGUCUCUGACUUGAAGAACAGGUAUCUGCAAGAAAAACAAUAUUUCAAGGCCAAAUCAGAUUAUGUAAAGCAACAUGUUCCUCUUGUGGGCAUAGAAACUGCACUGGAAAUUCUCGAAAAGGAGCCUAAGGGAUAUGUUAUUCUGGACCCUUAUGGUGGAAUUAUGCAUAAUAUAAGCAGUGAAUCUAUUGCUUUUCCCCACAGAAGAGGAAACCUGUUUACGAUUCAGUACCUGAUCUAUUGGAAAGAAGCUGACAAUGACAAAAGCAAAGAUUAUGUUGAUUGGAUAAGAGAGUUCUAUGCUGCUAUGACUCCCUUUGUUUCUUGGGGUCCAAGGGCUGCAUAUAUUAAUUACAUGGACUUUGACCUUGGAGUGAUGGAGGAGAUUAGCAAUGGUGCUAAUGAGAAAGAUGCUGUGGAAAAUGCAAGGGUUUGGGGUGAAAAGUACUUCUUGAGUAACUAUGACAGACUGGUGAGGGCCAAGACUUUGAUUGAUCCUAACAAUGUUUUCAACAAUGAACAGGGCAUUCCUCCCAUAUCUUUGACCAGUCCCAAUGUCAAAGCACAGAACACAUAAAUGAUGCCAUAUUUGUAAAUGGGAUUACCAUAUUCAUAUGAAUUGUGUGAUAUCACUGUGAUCCCGUGCAUCUGUGAGAAAAUGCAUUUCAUUUUAGAUUGAGCUUCAAUCAAUGGUAGUAACUGGAUCAAUCUAGCACUAGUAAGUUAAAAGUUGAAUAUGGACCAUGUACAAGCUCUAGAUUCAGUUUAUAGCACAUUUAUGCAGGUUGGUUGAAAUAUGAAAUGGAAUAUCUACCAAUAUCCUUUUUUGGUUUA
Cajanus cajan (pigeon pea) is the source of this 2292-nucleotide messenger RNA. Its product is annotated as berberine bridge enzyme-like D-2. The record is from RefSeq and is a predicted model, not a curated record. Lineage: Eukaryota; Viridiplantae; Streptophyta; Magnoliopsida; Fabales; Fabaceae. Gene Ontology annotation, molecular function: oxidoreductase activity; FAD binding.